This is a messenger RNA of Caenorhabditis briggsae, 1044 nucleotides long. Bases 1 to 1044 code for a protein of 347 amino acids. NCBI's taxonomy places the organism in Eukaryota, Metazoa, Nematoda, Chromadorea, Rhabditida, Rhabditidae. The transcript is spliced from 4 exons. The record is from RefSeq and is a predicted model, not a curated record.
AUGAAUAUUGAUGAACCGUAUAUUCACUACUCCAGAUAUGCUCAGAAUAUUGCACUUGCCGGUUUUUUCCUAACAACUUUCUUAUGUUCCCUUCUCGUUUAUCUGACAAUAUUUGAAAUAACUCGUAACUUUGGAAGUUAUAAAAACCUACUGGUAACAUUUGCGAGUUUUGGAAUAUUUUUUGCUUCAACGGAGGUUGUUCUAAAAUUGAAUGUCUACUCUCACAAUGCUGGCUGGAUUUUUUAUGCCAUCAGUCGCCCAUUCGACCUGAGUACGUCUUUUAUGAAUUGGUUGUUACCUUUAUAUACGGGGAGCUAUUCCCUAACAACAUCCAUGUUGUCUGUACAGUUUGUGUACCGGUAUUGUGCACUUUUUCACGAAUCCAAACUCCGAUUUUUUGGAGGAUGGAGAUUCCUUAUUUGCAUAUUCUUCGCUCUUCUAUUUGCUAUUCAAUGGGCGAUGGGAAUGCAUUACUUCCUUGAGUUUGAUGAUUAUUCCAUUAGCUACUUUAGAAUCGAAAUGCUUGAAAAAUAUAACAUGGAUAUUUCUGAAAUAGCAGGGGUAGCUCUAGUAGUUUACGACGCAGAUGGUUCUAUCAGGUGGUGGAAUGUUUUAUGCACCUUGAAUAUGACAUUUAUUAUGUCCGUACAGUAUACUAUAAUAAUAUACUGUGCGGUUAGAAUGUACUUAAACAUGGAAACCAAGCUUCAAUUACUAUCUUCAACAUUGAGAAUUCAACAUAAACAAUUUUAUAAAACACUGAUUCUUCAAGUUGUAACACCAACUUUUACUUUGUUCUUACCAAUUAUGAUGGUCAAUAAUCUUCCAUUUUUGAAUCUUCAUUUCGAUUUCCCUAGUGGCAUAUUUACAUCUGGACUCGUUUUGUACCCAGCUCUGGAUGCGUGUAUAGUAAUGUAUGUUGUGCAGGACUAUAGAAAAGCUAUAAGAAAUGUUUUCAAGAAAAGUGUCGAUAAGAUACAAUUUACAGUGACUUGGACUCAGAAUACUACAACUGUGAAUGUUCAAAAUGCAGUGUUGUUCUGA